AAAUUAGAAUGUAAUUGAAAUUAAACCUGUAACAGUUCAUUGUUACAGCUUAAAGACGCGAACGCGUACAUUUCAAUUUGGCCCUGACCAUGUGACUUGUUUAUGUUUACGUUUCGACCGCCCCGUAUGCACUCUCUCCCCAACCACUAUAAACAAUGAUACCAAACUGUGGGAACUGAAAUUUCCAACGGGACCUUUCCCUUACCUAAAGCAGGCUGAACAGUAGAGGAGUAGUCCGUGCGAGCAUAAGCGGUUCCAACAAAUCCACUGCUAAAUUCCAUUCCAAUUCCAAUACAUAAUAACAGUAAGCGAGACCGGUUGAGUCAGACCUCAUGAACCAACAUCGCCCAUCACUUGGGGCAGCAUCGCUCGAGGAUACUGUGGAGGAUACGAGUAGUUCGAAUCAUAGUCAAAGUAACAGUGGCAGUAGCAGUAGCAGUCAUAGUCAAAGUCAUAGUCAUAGUCAUAGUCAUAAUUCAUCUCAUAGUCAUAGUCAUCAUAGUCAAAGUACUCAUCGACAUACCUCGAGCUUUAAUGAACACAGUCACAGCCAUCGAAAUUCCAAUGACAAUUCAAAUUCCACAUCCAUAGCGACUCCCAAAUUGCAUAGAUCCCAUUCUCGGAAACCCACACUCACUAAACAACAAUCUCCUUCAAUAUUCAUAAACAAUAGUCAAUUGGAUUAUUAUACCAAUACCCAUUUCUCACGAUCUUUCAAUAGUUUAAUCCUAGAUGAUAUCAAACAAGAUCUAGAUAAGAGUUCAUCCAAUAAUAAUAAUAAUAAUAAUAAUAAUAAUAAUAAUACCCAAGCCAAUACAUCAUCUAGUUCAAGUAUAAACUUCUCCACCACGAGUAUACUUGGAACCAGUAGUACGAGAAAGAAGAUUAACAAGUCACCACCAUUUAAUGUCAAACAGGUCUACUACGAUGACCAUAUCGAUAACUAUCUCAACGAUACAGUUCAGGAUGAUUUUGAUGAGGAUUUCGAAAUGUCCAGUGACAAAGAAGAAGAGGACGAAGACGACGAAGACGAUGAGUUCUCUCAGUACACAAGUCCCACUCUAAGUAUUAUAAAACCUAAAAGAAUAAAGAAACAACUGGAAGAUUUUGAAAAUGAUGAUGUGAGUUCUGCCAAAUCGCAACAAUCGUCAAUCAAACGUUCAUCGAAAUCAUUAAAUCUCUCGAUUGAAUCCAAUCUGAAUCUGAAAUCAUUAACUAAUUCUAUAUCGAAUGGAUUAAUUAAUCAUGAUACCUUAAGAUCCAAUCAUCAGACCAAACUCAGUGAAGAUAUCGAUUGUAUAAGUGACUUAAAUGAAAUCGAUUCAUCUAUCAUAUCGAAAAGUCGAGAACAAACUCCAAUUGAAUCCAUUCAAAGUCCAAUAAUCAUAAGAAGAACUCCAAUAAAACAAGAAUUUAAUAUCAUAAAUACCAGUACAGUAAAUAAAUUUAAAAGACCUCAUCAACUUGUUAGUCAAUCUCCAUCUCCAUCAUCUAAUAAAGUUAUUAAUCAUACUAAUACCAAAUCAUUUCUUUAUCAAUUCAAUCGAUCUCCUGAUCAUUUCUUAAAGCAUAAGAAUACCAAUGAUGAAUUCUCCUUACCUCCCAAUAAAGUAACUGAUCAACAAACCAAUUUAUAUUCUCCUUCUAGAUUAGGAUUGAAGGGGUUUAAGAUGUUAAAGAAUUCCAAUAAAGAUCCCAUAGUAUCUCCUCCUCAUAGACUAUCAACAAAUAUGUCUACCAGUAAUUCUAAUCCUGAUAAACUUCUUACAAGUAAUACUAAAUUCAGAAAGACUUCAAUGCCAUUCAAUUCUCCAUUCCAUAAACCCAAUUCUUCUUCAUCUCCCAUCUCCAGUUCCACCACCAAUGUCAAAUCGAAUUUCGAAUACUAUAACGUUGAAGAUCUAGACAUUGAUCUUGAUAGUCCAUCGAAGAAUCGAAAGUUCUCCGGCUCUUCGGGCAAUUCUAUAUUCAUUUAUCAAGAUAAUGAUAUAAGUAGACGACCCUUUAUGCCUGCGGCAUCUCAACCACCUCCUCCAUCAUUACCAGCACAACAAUUAUCAUCACCUCCACCUCCACCACCUCCUGUAAUACUAUCUCAACAGAAUGAUGAUAAAGAGAACUCUGCCUCGUAUAAGUUUGUCAAACCUUUACAAGCCGCUUUUAAAUCGGCCGGAUUAUUAAAGAAGAAUAGUAUAGAGAAUAGUAUCACUAAGAAGAAGUUACCUCCUGAGACUCCCAUGAAGAAGAAUCCCUUAACUAUGAUUAAUACCAAUACUAUGCAUACUACAAGUACAACCAAUACCAAUGUGAUUAAUAAUGGUACCAAAUCAAGUCUUUCGAAUAUGAUUAGUUCUGCUCAUGAUGAAUCUACAGCUGAAGAUAAUCUGGAAAUAUCCAUUGAAGUGGGUAGAAAUAAUGCAUCAUUUAUGAGUGAUACUACCGCAAGUUUCUUUAGAAUCCCGUCUUCUAAUUGUGGUUCAAGUAGUAAACCAAAGCCUUCAUCUCAACCAUUACAGGAUAAACUUCAAUCAUCGCAUUCUCAACCUCUGAGAGGGAAUGUACUUGAUUUGGAAAUGGAUUUAAGUUCAGAUAUCGAAUUAGGUAUACCUGAGACUCCUACUAAAACUGUUAAAAGAUCUCAUUCAACUCCAUCGAAUUUCAGUCCUAUUCAAUUAAAGGAAUCUAUAAAAGAGAAAGAGAUAGAGAAGGAGAAAGAGAAAGAAUCUACUCAUAGUUUACCUAAAUUAACUGUUAAUCCAAUAAGUUCUCUUACUCCUCAUAAGAAUUUCGAAGAACCCUGUACUCCUACGAAUCCCUUAUUCUUUAAGGGAAUUGGAGGAACUAAUAUCUUGAAGGAUAAGUAUCAUAAUCAUCUUCAUCAUCAAGAUUUAAGACCUCAUCAACAUACCGAAUCUUUAAGUCUACCGGAUGAAGAAGAAGAUAUUACUCUUACCGGUAGUGCCAGUCGAGUUGAAAGUGCUUUAAGUACUAGUCGACAACUUCAUCAUAUUGGAGGUAAUGAUAAUAUUGUUAGUAGUAAUAAUUCCAAUUCAGAUAUUGUAGGAAUUGGAAUUGAAGAUGUACUUAUGCAAGAGAAGUGUAAAUUAAUUAAACCAUCUAAAACUGAUGAUCAUUUAGUUGAAAAAUUCGGGAUGAAGAAUAUUAAAUAUAUUGGUAGUGGAGAAUUUUCAAUUGCAUUUGAAUGUUUAUUUCAAAAUCAGAAAUUUGCUAUAAAGAGAACUAAGAAACCAAUUCUUGGUAAACAUGAAAGAAAGAUGAUUAUGAGAGAAAUAGAGGCCUUAAGAUGUCUUACAUCAGUUAAAGAAAAUGAUCAACAAGAAGUUAGUGAACAAGAGGCUGGUAAAGAAUAUCUUAUAUAUUUUAUUGAAGCGUGGGAUUUUAGUAAUUAUUGGUAUAUGAUGACAGAAUAUUGUGAUAAUGGUACAUUAUGUGAAUUUUUAGAAGAGAAUAAAACUUAUAAAUUAGAUGAAUUCCGAAUUUGGAAGAUUCUUAUUGAAAUUCUUAGCGGAUUAAAGUUUAUCCAUCUGAAAAAUUAUUUACAUUUAGAUUUAAAACCUGCUAAUAUAUUUAUAACUUUUGAAGGUAGUUUAAAGAUUGGCGAUUUUGGAUUAGCUACAAAAUUACCAAUUUUAGAAAAAGAUUUUGAUUUAGAAGGUGAUCGGAAUUAUAUUGCUCCAGAAUUAAUUAAUGAUAAAAUUUAUACUCCAUUUGCCGAUAUUUUUAGUGUGGGAUUAAUAAUAUUAGAAAUUGCUGCUAAUAUUAUUUUACCUGAUAAUGGGACCCCUUGGAGAAAAUUAAGGAGUGGAGAUUUAAGUGAUGCAGGUAGAUUACUGAGUGAUAAUUUAAGUAUAUUUUUACAACAUCAAAAUCAUUCAAGUACUACUUCAACAUCUUAUAAAUCUUCAAGUACUAAUCAAUCAAUGAAUCUUGGUAGUUCAAAUAAUAAUUUAAUAUUUGGUAAUAAUAAAAAGAAGAGUAGUGCAUUUUUAAAAGUUCCAAGUACAACAAUUCCUGGUUCAAAUGGAAGUAAUUCAAAUACAAGAUAUCUUCCAAAUAUUAAUGAUUUAAUUCCUAAGGGAGCUCCUGAAUUUCUUGUAAAUGGAGAUUCAAUGAAUUUAGAUAAAUUAGUUAAUAAGAUGUUAAAACCUAAUCCAUUUGAUAGACCUACAGCUACAAAUAUUCUUGAAAUGGAAGAAUGUAUAAUGAUUGAAAAUCGGAGAAAAGCCGGGGCUACAAUUUUUGAAGGAGAAUUUGGUCCAAAUGAUGAUGAAUAAAAUUAAAGAGUUGAAGAAUUAAAUAAUUAAACGUGAAUGUAUAUAGGACAAUGUACAGUAUGUAUCACGAUUAAUUUUGAUGUAAUUAAUUAACUUAAUAUAUUUAUUUAUGUACGUAUAUGAAAUGC
Messenger RNA from Scheffersomyces amazonensis, 4423 nucleotides. RefSeq names its product tyrosine protein kinase (gene SWE1). Gene Ontology annotation, cellular component: nucleus; cytoplasm. Gene Ontology annotation, molecular function: ATP binding; protein tyrosine kinase activity. Lineage: Eukaryota; Fungi; Ascomycota; Pichiomycetes; Serinales; Debaryomycetaceae. Bases 333 to 4295 code for a protein of 1320 amino acids. The transcript has a single exon. Gene Ontology annotation, biological process: protein phosphorylation; negative regulation of G2/MI transition of meiotic cell cycle. The record is from RefSeq and is a predicted model, not a curated record.